This is a messenger RNA of Candida dubliniensis CD36, 810 nucleotides long. RefSeq names its product Rsn1p (gene RSN1). Lineage: Eukaryota; Fungi; Ascomycota; Pichiomycetes; Serinales; Debaryomycetaceae. The transcript has a single exon. The record is from RefSeq and is a predicted model, not a curated record. Bases 1 to 810 code for a protein of 269 amino acids.
AUGUCGAGACAUUCAUCACGUAAGUGUUCAUUGGCCAUUGAAUCACCAAUAAAUGACGCUUGUAACAAUCCAUUAAAUGCGUUUUUAAUAUACAGUGGAGAUACAGACAUCAACAGCAAUAAUAAUAGUAAUGGUGAUGAUGGGAUGGCUACACCAGAUGAAUCAAUGUCACCAUUAUCAUCAUCAUUAUUGUUAUCCCCAAUGACCCCACCAGGUUCAAGAAAUACAACUCAACCAAGUCACCAACAUUUGGUUAAAUCUCGUCGCCGUCCUUCUAUGAUUAAGUCUACAUCAUUACCCGAAUUAACAGCAAUGUCUACCAAUACUAUUACUUCUCCUCCACUCAGUGCACUUACCACUAAUUCUUCCACGCAUGCAAUAUUGGGUAAUCGACGAAUUUCAAUUUGUGAUUUGGAUAAUUUCACCGGGGAGAUUGAUUAUGUUAAACAACAACAGCACCAACAACAACAACAACAGUUAUAUGGUUCCGAUGCUGCAAAUUUCAUGUAUUGUAACUUAUCAACUAGUGAUAUCGUUCAAACUCCUCGUAAAUUCUCAUUUCAUCAUCGUCCUAAAACUGCUCCAGCAACAAUGCCUGGCAAUGGUAAUGAGACACCAUAUAAUGGUAAUCAUGAAUAUGGACUCAAACAACAAAAGGAGUCUAUGGAAAUAGAAGAGGAAGAAACAGAAGCUGUCCAAGACCCCCAAUUACCAAGACAUUAUAUUGAAAAUUUGGCAAGCUUCCAAUUUCGAAAUCAUAAACGAAGAAAUUCAAUAGCUUUAAAAUUUGAAGAACCGAAAAUAUUGUGA